This is a messenger RNA of Vicia villosa (hairy vetch), 2403 nucleotides long. RefSeq lists its product as uncharacterized. The coding region runs from base 1 to 2403 and encodes 800 amino acids. NCBI's taxonomy places the organism in Eukaryota, Viridiplantae, Streptophyta, Magnoliopsida, Fabales, Fabaceae. Gene Ontology annotation, molecular function: RNA-DNA hybrid ribonuclease activity; nucleic acid binding. The record is from RefSeq and is a predicted model, not a curated record. The transcript has a single exon.
AUGGAAUGCUUUCAUUGGAUGAAAAAGAAGACUAAAGGAAAACGAGGGGUUAUGGCUUUGAAGCUCGAUAUGUCGAAGGCCUAUGACCGUAUUGAGUGGCCUUUUGUUGUUGGAGUCUUGUCCUCUAUGGGCUUCCCAGCCUCGAUGGUUAAUCUGAUCCAACGAUGUAUCUCUAUUGUGUCAUACAAGGUGUUGGUUAAUGGGCAGCCGAGUCGGAGUUUUGUCCCUGAAAGAGGGCUCCGCCAAGGAGACCCCCUUUCUCCUUACCUUUUUAUUUUGUGUGCUGAUGUUUUUUCAGGUUUGUUAAAACAAGACGCUGCGAGGAAGAAUAUACAUGGAAUCGAGAUUUCUAGACAAGCCCCGAUGAUCUCACACUUGCUGUUUGCUGAUGACAGCUUGUUGUUUGCUAGAGCAAAUGAAACUGAGGCUGACUGUAUCCUUGACACUAUGCGAAAAUUCCUUAGAUCCUCCGGUCAAAUUGUGAACCUUGAUAAUUCGGAAGUGUCGUUCAGUCGAAACGUGCGAGAUGAUGCCAAAAUUAUGAUCUGUACAAGGAUGGGUGUAAAGACGAUUUUAAGUCACUCCAAAUAUCUAGGUUUGCCGGUUGUCUUUGGGAGGUCAAAGAGGGAGGUUUUCAACUUAGUGAUUGAAAGAGUUUGGAAGAAGAUUAAGGGGUGGAAAGAAAGGUUCCUGUCUACAGCGGGUAAAGAGGUCCUAAUUAAAGCCGUGGUACAAGCAAUCCCGAGCUACAUUAUGAGUUGCUAUAAGCUACCGGAAACGGUGUGUCACGAGAUCGAGGCUAUGAUCGCUAAAUUCUGGUGGGGGUCUAGAGAAGGGGAAAAGAAAGUGCAUUGGAUGAAUUGGGAGAAGAUGGCGAGAGCGAAAGAAGCGGGAGGAAUGGGUUUCCGUGGUAUAAGUGCUUUUAACACGAGUUUACUAGGGAAACAAUACUGGCGCAUCCUGACAAAUGGGGAUUCUCUGCUGGGAAGGAUCUUCAAGAGCCGCUACUUCCCGAGAGGGACCUUGGAAAACUGCACCGGUGGUUCCGCCAUAAGCUAUGCGUGGAGGAGUGUGAUGAGUGCUAGAAGCGUUAUCCAAAAAGGAACCCGCUGGAGGAUCGGUACAGGGGAGAAAGUGUCAGUAGCAAGGGGCCGUUGGAUACCAGGCAAUACAGGCUUUAAAAUUUGUGGCCCGGUUCGUGCUUCGGAUGACAACCUUAUGGUGAGUGAUUUAGUGGAUAGUGAUCUUGGCAGUUGGCAGAAGGAAAAAAUAUUUGCCUUGUUCAAUGAGGAGGAUGCAAAACAAAUCAUUAGCAUUCCCCUUUCCACUAGUGGACUGGAAGAUAAAAUCAUUUGGCACUUCGAGAAAGACGGAGAGUACUCGGUAAGGUCAGCUUAUCACUUGUGUAUGCAGGAGAAGGCGGAUAAACUUCCUGGACCGUCAAGCCCCCCCGAUACGAACCUUUGGAAGGCAAUUUGGAAAGCUCCGGUGGCUCCUAGAAUCCGCAACUUCAUAUGGAGAGCAGCAAAAAAUAUUCUUCCAUCCAAGGACAAUCUUCUGAAGAAGGGAAUUCAAAUGGAUGGCUACUGUUCCUUCUGUCACUCUCAAAUAGAAUCGGUGCAACACCUCCUUCUCCAAUGUGUCUUCUCUGUACAAUGUUACUUUGCCUCUAUUCUCAGCUGUAGGGUGCCGAAUAACACACAUUUUCUAGACUGGCUGGAGAGUACUCUAUCGUGUGGUGAUGAUUUUAGUGUCCAAUUGCUUUGCACUCUUAUGCACAAAAUUUGGAGGGCAAGAAACUGUCUUCUGUACCAGAAUAAGGCUUCUGAUCCAAUCAAGGUGGCGGCGGAAGCUCUUGAUAGCGUGUUGGAAUUCAAUAAAUGGAACCCGGUUUUGAGUGCUAAGAGGAAACUAACUUCCCAGGAGGAGCAUAUGCCUCAAGAUGUUCAUGUUUUACAGGUUGAUGCCGGAUCUUUUCCCACCGGUUUCGUGGCGUUUGGUUGUGUGAUAAAAGAUCCGAAUGGCACUGGUAUACUGGCAGCGUGUAAAAAGGAUAUGCUAAGCAUUGAUCCUUUGGUGGCUGAAAUUCUGGGCAUUCGUUGGAGCUUGCAGCUUGCUAAGUCGCUCAAUCUGGAGCGUAUUCUGGUACAAUCUGAUUGUCUCAAUGCUGUUGACUGUAUUAAUUCAGUAGUACAUUUUGCUGUUUUGGAACCAAUUGCCAUAGACUGUAGGAGUUUGUUAGGUUCCUUUGCUGUAGCUUCUGUCAUGUUUAUCAAAAGGUCUUGUAAUGUUGAGGCUCAUAGCCUUGUAGGGAUUGGUAACUCUUUAGGCUCUAGAACAUGGCUUGGAGGAGUUCCCUCUCUUGAUUGUAUUGCUUCAAGGCCGCUGGCCUUUUCUUUCUAA